Molecule: messenger RNA, 8843 nt
Organism: Poeciliopsis prolifica (blackstripe livebearer)
Lineage: Eukaryota; Metazoa; Chordata; Actinopteri; Cyprinodontiformes; Poeciliidae
Gene: synj1
Product: synaptojanin 1
Exons: 34
Coding region: 103-5229 (1708 amino acids)
Biological process (GO): phosphatidylinositol dephosphorylation; synaptic vesicle endocytosis
Molecular function (GO): phosphatidylinositol-4,5-bisphosphate 5-phosphatase activity; nucleic acid binding
Source: RefSeq, a predicted model, not a curated record
CUCCGCCAACACACCGCCAGGAAGGAUUUUGUUGUGACAGCGGUGCUGCAACCCGGCGGGGAGACGAUAGUAACAUAGGAUUUUUUUCAUCUUGGAUCAGCUAUGGCCUUCAGCAAAGGAUACCGUAUUUACCACAAGCUGGAUCCGCCACCUUACAGUGUCAUAGUGGAAACGAGGGCGAGGGAAGAAUGCCUCAUGUUUGAAUCAGGAGCUGUUGCCGUUUUGUCGGCGGCGGAAAAGGAUGCCAUUAAAAGUACUUAUACCAGGAUCUUUGAUGCAUAUGGAAUUCUUGGUGUUCUCCGGCUAAACCUGGGGGACUCCAUGCUCCACAGUCUCGUGGUUGUGACAGGAUGCAGCUCUGUGGGGAAGGUGCAGGAUUCAGAGGUCUUCAGGGUCACGCAGACAGACUUUAUAUCGCUGAAGAAUGAUCCAGGGGAUGAGGACCGGAUUUCUGAAGUGCGCAAGGUCCUAAACUCAGGACACUUCUACUUUGCCUGGUCUGCUACUGGAAUCAGCAUGGAUCUAAGUCUCAAUGCGCAUCGCAGGAUCCUGGAAGAUACUACAGACAACCGCUUCUUUUGGAACCAGUCUCUGCACUUGCACCUUAAACACUAUGGAGUAAACUGUGAUGACUGGCUGCUGAGGUUGAUGUGUGGCGGCGUAGAGAUCAGGACCAUCUAUGCUGGCCACAAACAGGCCAAGGCUUGUAUCUUCUCUCGCCUCAGCUCAGAGCGAGCCGGCACGAGAUUUAAUGUGCGAGGGACAAACGAUGACGGACAGGUGGCCAACUUUGUGGAGACUGAACAGGCUAUCUUCUUAGAUGAUAAAGUCUCAUCAUUCAUCCAGAUCCGAGGGUCCAUUCCUCUUUUCUGGGAACAGCCAGGAAUCCAGAAAAAGUCCAUUAAGGGUGUUUUGUUGCACCUCAAUGAGAAUCGACACCCUAAUGGACUGGAUGAAAACCCCCACCUGGUGGGGUCCCAUCGUGUCAAACUCUCAAGGGGAUUUGAGGCAAAUGCACCAGCUUUUGAAAGACACUUUACUGCACUGAGAAUGUUGUAUGGCAAGCAGGUUAUCAUCAACUUGCUUGGAAGCAAAGAAGGGGAACAUAUGCUCAGCAAAGCAUUUCAGAGUCACCUGAAGGCUUCAGAACAUGCCACAGCAGUGAAAAUGGUUAACUUUGACUAUCAUCAAAAUGUGCGAGGUGGCAAGACUGAUAAACUCAGCAGUGUUCUGAAACCACAGCUGAAUAAAUUCGUAGAUGAGUGUGGGUUCUUCUACUACUCUGGGGAAAAAGGCAUUGUAAGGACUCAGGGAGGGACCAUCAGGAGUAACUGCCUGGACUGUUUGGAUAGAACAAACAGUGUUCAAGCCUUCUUUGCACUUGAGAUGCUGCCCAGACAGUUAGAGCAAAUGGGUCUGACAGAGAAACCACAGCUGGUGGCCCGGUUCCAGGAGGUUUUCAGGACCAUGUGGUCUGCCAACGGGGACUCCGUCAGUAAGAUUUAUGCAGGAACCGGAGCCCUGGAUGGGAAGGCCAAGGCUGGAAAGCUCAAAGAUGGCGCUCGCUCUGUGACACGGACCAUUCAGAAUAACUUCUUCGACAGCUCCAAGCAGGAGGCGAUAGACAUCUUGAGGCUGGGAUCCACGCUUAACAGUGAUUUAGCAGACAAAGCUCGAGCUUUGCUCACCACUUCCAGUCUUUACGUCACUGAGCCUGUCUUGCAAUCAGCCUCUCCAAGAGUGUUGCUUGGAAUGUGUCAGAAUCACCACAAAUACACAAAGCCCAAGCAAAUCCGGGUCUGUGUCGGCACCUGGAACGUCAACGGGGGCAAGCAGUUUCGCAGCAUCGCAUUUCGCAACCAGACACUGAACGACUGGCUGCUGGAUGCUCCAAAAAAGGCAGGACAUCCUGAGUUCCAGGACAGCAAAGCCAACCCCAUAGAUAUAUUUGCCAUCGGCUUUGAAGAAAUGGUUGAACUGAAUGCUGGGAACAUUGUCAGUGCCAGCACUACUAACCAGAAACUGUGGGCUGCUGAGCUCCAAAAAAACAUUUCAAGGGACCACAAGUAUGUGCUGCUUGCUUCUGAGCAGCUGGUGGGAGUGUGCCUGUUUGUUUUCAUUCGUCCUCAGCAUGCACCCUUCAUCAGAGAUGUUGCUGUAGAUACAGUGAAAACCGGAAUGGGCGGGGCCACCGGUAAUAAGGGAGGUGUCGCCAUCCGCCUGCUGUUCCACACCACCAGCAUCUGCUUCGUCUGCUCCCACUUUGCUGCUGGCCAGUCUCAGGUCAAAGAGAGGAAUGACGACUACAAUGAGAUCACUCGCAGACUCAGUUUCCCGAUGGGUCGUCUGCUGUAUUCACACGAUUACGUGUUCUGGUGCGGAGACUUUAACUACCGAAUCAACCUGCCCAACGAAGAAGUGAAGGAGCUCAUCAAGCAGCAGAACUGGGAUGCUUUAACAGCUGGUGAUCAGUUGUUGGAACAGAAGAACACAGGAAUGGUUUUCCGAGGUUUCAUUGAGGGAAACCUGGAUUUUGCCCCCACCUACAAGUAUGACCUCUUUUCAGAAGAUUAUGACACAAGCGAGAAGUGCCGUACACCUGCAUGGACUGACCGCAUACUUUGGAAAAGGAGAAAGUGGAACUUUAACAGAACAGCUGAGGAGAUGAACGUUGUAGGAGCAGCCUCUACAUCUGGAGAUGCUGAGGAUAAUCCAGAACAGGCCUGGAGCCCUGGGAUUUUAAAGUACUAUGGCAGGGCUGAGCUCAAGACCUCAGAUCACAGGCCUGUGGUAGCAAUAAUAGAUGUAGACAUCCUGGAGGUGGAUCCUGAGGAACGACAUCAGGUCUACAAAGAAGUUAUUGCCCUGCAGGGGCCUCCAGAUGGCACCAUCUUGGUGUCCCUCUGCUCCUCGGGGCCUGAUGACUAUUUUAGUGAUGAACUCAUUGAUGAACUACUUGAUAAGUUUGCUAAUUUUGGAGAAGUCAUCCUCAUCAGGUUUGUUGAAGAGAAAAUGUGGGUAACCUUCUUGGAAGGUUAUUCUGCUCUGGCUGCACUCUCUCUCAGUGGUUCCACUGUCCUGGACAAGGUGAUUGACAUCCGCCUGAGGAGUCCAGGGUGGAUCAAGAGUCUGGAGGAGGAAAUGAGUGUGGAAAGGAUCUGCGGCAGCAUUCCCACUUCAGCGAGUUCAACCUUGCUUGCUGAAGACGUAGACGUGGGUGAUGAAGAUUAUGAUAUGGAAGGUGAUGUGGAUGAUGAGGUGGAAGACAUUCUUCCCCAGCACCUGCAGCCUGGUGUAGGCUCUUCUCUUGGAUCCUCACCUCUGCCGUCCCCACGCGGUAGUCCCUGUCCCUCUCCUACUCAUGGAGAACCCGCUGCUCCCAGUAGACCAAGUCGUGGACAACAACCCCCUCGACCAUCACAAGUGGAAGCAGAUUUAAGCCCUACAUCACAGAGGAGAGAAACAGCAGGGCCUCCUGUAGACUUCCAGCCUGGUGCUCCCACAGGUCCAGGCCUGGAGCCCAAACGGCCUCCUCCACCUCGGCCCAAUGCUCCUCCAGCCAGACCAGCUCCACCUCAACGCCCACCACCACCUUCAGGCGGCAUGAGCCCUCAGCCUGUUAGAAAGGACUCUGGAGACAGUGGCAAAUGUCCCAGCCCACUGCUUGGUAGGAGAGGCAGUGAAGGACCAAAGAGUCCUGCUCUUCCUCGGCCAGAUGCUCCUGCAGGUCGAGGUCAGGCAGGAGCUCCAGCCCCUGGAGGAGCUUCCAGACCAAAUAUUCCUCCUCGAGCUGGAGUGAUCAGCAUGCCCCCUCAGUCUCGUCCGCAGCCUCCAUCUCACCCAGGUGCACCAAGGCCCACUCCUGAUGUGCAUCCUGGGGCCCCUCGGCCUAUCCCAGACACUCACCCCGGAGCCCCACGACCGGUGCCCAGUGCACAAGUUAAACCACCAGACCUUCCCCUGGGUCCCCCACCAUCAGGACCCCCUCCCACGACAAAAGCCCAGACUCAAUCACCCAUGCAGCCUCAGCCCCCAUCUGCUCAGUCGCAGCUGCCACCACCAAUGCAGCCCUCACUUCCCGCUCCUCUGCAACCACAACAAGCAGCGGCGCCUGCUGCAUCUACCCCACCUGCUGCAGCCCCAGCUGCUGCAGCGUCUCCUGGGCUUCAGCAGGGCCUAUCCUCUCCUAAGCCUCCACCACGCUCCCGAUCUUCUCAUGCUUUGCCACCUGAUGCUGCCAAGGCUGAGACUGCCCCCGCUGCACAGACCAACGGACUAAAUGGAUUCCAAAGACAAGCACAAUGGAAGCCUGAUCCCUUUGACUCCAUUACACCCAACAUGUUCUCCUCUCCAUCAUCAUCCCGGCACACCACUCAGUCCCUAAACAGAGGCUCCUCUCUGCGCUCUCCACCCUCUGUUCCUUCAUCUGUACAUUCAUCCUCUACUCUCCCCUCAUCCAUGUCCUUCCGGUCCUCUGCUUUGUCAGACCUCCAAUUCCUGAGCUCAUCCUCCUCAUCCUCAUUCUCCACACCAUCACCGUCAGCCACCCUGCUGCUCCCGCCUCCCCCAGCCCCGUCUCGCAGCCGCUCCCAGGAGCUCCUGCGUGCUUCCCCGAACCUUUUCCAGUCUGAACCACUCCCUGCCCGACCCAGCAGCACCAAUCCCUUCACAGGCCCCUUUGUCCAGCAGCCGCUGCCACAUCGUUCCCUUACCCCAGACUUCAGCCUCCAGCAUCCAACUCAAACGGCUGACUUUCAGAGAACUCUGUCUGCUCUUUCUCAACCGCUUGUCCCCACCCUUGCAGUCGCACCAUCCUCCCAGCACAGUCAGACUGUGUCUUUGUUCAGACCCUCAUCCAGUCCAACUCCUACUCAAGCUUCUCUUCCUCCUCUUGAUCCGUCUCCUGCCCUCACUUUACCGCUGGCGCUGCCCUCUUCCCUCCCUCCCGCUCUUGCACCUCAGAGCCAUCUGCCGCUUCCCUCAAGAGGGAACCAACAGAAGCAGUGGGUCACUUUUGAUGAUGAUUCAAAGUUUUCCACAACAACCAAAACACAACAGAACCCCAUGUUCUCGUCCAGUUCCUUUGUGCCCCUGACUCAAACUCAGUCAACCCGUUCUGUGUUUGACUCCGAGCCUGAGUGGUUAUCCACUCACGUCCCAAACAGAACUGUAACCGGUAACCUGAACCCCCAACAGGGUCCCAACAACAAUGACUUUUUUCCUAGGUAGUCCGCAGUAGGAAAGAAAAAAACCCAAAACAUAAUGCCACCCCUCAGAUGUGAGAGUUUUAUCCAUAUAUGUAUAGAUCUAUGAUAAAUGAGUAAAUGCGUUUAUGUAAAAAGAAGAGACAAUAUUUAAGAAUUAUAGACCAAACCCUACAAUUACAGGAAAGAGUUUAUAUCUCAAAGCAGUAUCAUGAGAAAUGUUUGAGCCCGGCUGCGUGUUUUAACAUUUAAUCUUCUCUAAUAUUAAAGGGGCAGUAUUAUGUAAAGUUGACCUUUUUGAGCUCUGCAUCAUGCUAUUUUCUCAUCACAAGCAUACCUGGGGUGUUGCUUUGAUUCUUUCAUGCAUGUCUGAGAAAUCCAUUAAUCUCCUAUGGCAACCAUUCAACUAUCCAUGACGCUUGCUCUCACUCAGCAUUGUCUUUUCCACGCAGCUCAGUCUUCAAGCCCAGCCUCCACUUCACAGAGCACCCCGCUCCCACACCUUUGCCACUCAGCUCCUGCAGACUAGCGGCAGCAGCAAUUAGCAAACACCUGGCGAAUCUGUGCAUGUGCUGGUGUAUUAUAUGAGCUAUUUCUCAGAGAAACACUGGUUUAAAAAAAAACUUGUUAAAGACUUAAUUGAGUCAUUAUGAUGAAGGUUGAGUGUCUCCACCUUCAUCACAAUUUCAAGGCAUUAAAUUGUGAUGGUGGAGGCAUUAAAUUGUUAAGUCAAAUUAUGUUUAACAAAUACAGCAUUUUUAUAACAACUGAAAGUAGCAUACUUACUUAAUUGUGCUAUAAAAUGGCACUAUGUGCCUGAAAAACACAUAAUGCUGCCCCUUUAACAUUUGAUUUACUCGUUAUGUAUGUUUUAACUAACAGCAGCAAACGUGCCUGUGUCUACAGUAUGUUGUCCUAUAAAGUAUAUCUAUAUACACAAGUCAUGCGUUUACACACCUGUGCAAUAUGAAAGCAUACCUGUGUGGCUGCACUGAUGUCUCAUAUAAAUAUGUGUGGCUUUGCAGAUGUCUCUGUGGUUCCCAUUCACCAUUUUGACUAAUCUGAGCUCUCAGAGCAACAUUUGGCCUCUCUCCCUCUCUUUGUCAUCUGGUUGCAGGAUGAGCACUGCAGGGUUUUGGAUCCUUCAGACUUAGUCGCUUUAAUUUGUGAAUGUAAUUUCAUUUGCACUGGAUUUGUUGACUCCACGGUGUGGGGAAAAGGCAAGAGCACAAGCCAUUGUGUCAGUUUAACUGGACUGCUGCAGGACUGAUAUCACAACAUUCUCUUGAAAAUUUGUCAUUUAGUUUUCUGUUGGCAUUCCUUAUCUUUAAGCCGAUAUACAUUAGAAAAAGUAUUGUUUUGCUCAGCAUCCAAACUUCUACAUAACAAAAUCUUGUAUAUAUGUACUUAUGAUUUUAAAAAUAACUUGCUGGACGUUUGAGUGUAUUUGUAAGGACCAAGCAAGAGGUUUUGCUUAAUGAUACAAAUAUGCACUGAGACACUGUAUGUACUCUCCCAGUCAUGCAGGUUCUAACAGAAGGGAGUAUUUCAGUUUGAUUCCUUUUUUUUUAUCCAUCUAUACUAUUAGAAAUUAUAACAAUGUUGCGUGGUAGUGUGUGUACUUGUAUUUAAAGUACAAUGACAACAUUCUUGUGACAGACUGGUGACCUGUCCAUGGUGUACCCCGCCUCUCACCAGAAACUUUUGCUGGAGAUGAGCACCAGCACCCCUCCUGACCCCACUACAGACAAGGGUGUUAGAAAAUGAAUGGAUGGAUGAACGAAUGAAUGAAUGACAACAUUCUUCGGAUCUGCAAGGGUUAUAACCAGACAGCACUUUUGUGUUUACUUUGAGUCAUUUAUUAUCAUUUCUUGUACCAGCUACUCUAAAUAAUUAUUGUUACUGUGGUGAGAAGUGAUGUGCUGUGUUUGAGGUGCAUAUCGUCUGUUGUGUUUUUGUUUGCUUGUUUUGGAUGUGAGCUUGUGUAAAAAUUGAAGAGUGGGAACCAUCAUUUUGUGUUACAGACUCGAAGCCUAAAGCCAAUAUUCACUCAGCUAACCCUGCAACUGUGUUUUUCUUUAACCUGUCAGUUGCUGAUUAAAGGCAAUAAUGUAAAUUUAAGUAAGAGAUUCUUUUCUUUAUCAAGUAAAAUCUCUCACAUAGCACUUUCUCUUGGUCAGAUGAGAACACUUCCAACUGACCAUGGCUUAAAUAGAAUAUAUUUUAGUUAUCCUGCCAUAAGCAGUCAUUAAUUAUUCAAAUUGGUAGCAAUAGGACUCUCGCAUUGUUUGUGUGAGACAGCAGUUGCUACAAAAUAAUUUCAGAGGAAAUAUUUUAGGGUCAUCCAUAGCAUCCUAUAUUGGUCCAUGUUUCCUAGAGAAUGUGAAUUCGUACCUUAACUCUGAAAUUUCCAAACAGAUGCAAGAAUUUCCAAAUUCAGCAUAAUUCAUAACAGACAAAAGUGAAAAGCUCAAGAGAGAUAAACAUCACUGUACUCUGCCAAGCCUUCCUGUUAAUUCUGAAAAAUCUUGUUCUCUAUAGACUUGUUGAUAUUGCAAAAAAGGUUUCCUUUUUAACAGCUUCUUACAUCUCUGUUUCCUUUGACUUUAUUUUAAACACCUCACUUAUUCUAAAACUAGCUAUCUGGGAGUCUUCUUCACUUAGCAACAGUAUGCACACCUAAGAGUGUUGUUGUCAGUGCCACCUCUUAUGUUUUGUGUAUUUUGCAUUUACUAAAGGGGAAAAAAUACUUCUUGCCCAUUUGUGCUAUUUUGUUUCCAUUCAGCUGAAACAUUUUUCGGCCCAUUUCUUGUUGCAUCUCUUGUUACAAGUUGCGCAAAGUAUUUAAUAUUCCUCAUUUAAUGUCCGAAUAUGACUGUUUCCAGCUGUUGAGAAGUUGUUUUAUAGUCUUACAGAAUUUGAAUUCAUUUUUAGGUGUGUUUCAGCAAUUUUGUCUUGUAGUUCCCAAUUCACUCAUUAAAUACUUGUUUGCCGGGCAAUGAUGAGAGGAAAUGGGUGUGCUGAAGGAUCAGGGGCAGUAUCCAUCCUAACAUGACACACCAAAUAUUGUCUAGACAUGUAACAUGUCCCCCUUUUCACAUAGAAAUUAAAUAAAUGGAUAAAUGUCUAAGAAGAAUUUUUGAGAAACAUAAAUAAAUAAACUGAUCAUGUUUGUUAGGUUUUGCUUCUAUGCUUCUAUGUCAGAUGUAAAUACGCAAAGUAAAUCUCAUUGUCUGUAUUUAAAAUCUAUGUGUAAGCAAGAGUAUCAGGCACCAAUAGCUUACACACCAUCUCUGAAAUAUAUCUGUUGUUAUCUCAAUGUGUGCAGUAGAUGCUGUAUCAACAGUCGAUCACUAGCCAGUGCUUUACAUCAUGUCACGGUUCGGAUUCAAGAUUUCUUUUAGGUAACAAAUUGCUCCCUUUGUGAGGUCGAUUUCCCUUUUUAUGGUUAUAAUCCAUAGUAAAUAAGAGUCUGUGUUGUGAAACAAACAUAUUCUGUAUGUAUUAAAGUGAAUACAUGAAGCUGUAAUUCAUGUUAAUAUCCAUUGUUCCAUAGUUUACGUGCAAAGCAGAUGGCACAUUAAAGUAUGAAAUAGUUUGUGUUGUAUGUGUGCUAAAAUAAAUGUACAUUGACAAGUA